UGGAAAUUUCUAGAUCGGUCAUUAUAGUGUACCUACCUACCACACAUGAUUAUUCAUAUCCUCGUAUCAUGAUAGUCAUAGUAUGAUACAUUAUUAAUUAGGUAGUCAAAAUCCUUCCCAUCUUUUGACAACAGUGUGUCAAGUCUCAACAACAUGAUCUUCUCCGAAGGUUCGUCGUGGUUAGAUAAGUCUUGUUUACUUAGGUCCCGUGCCGGUGGUUUUCAGUUUGAGUUUUCAAUAAGUUAAGUUGAAUUCAAAUCUUUCAUACUACCACAUCAACCUCUCUGUGAGACACUUGUGUGCUUUGUUGGUAACUUUGAAACCAUGCCAAUGAACUCGGUCAUGGAUCCUUCUCUAGAAGACACUGAUUUCUCAGAAACCGGCAAGUUCAUCAGCCAAAUCUUGAUGGAAGAAAACGUUGAACAGAGUCCAUUUUAUGAUUCCCUCAGCUUGCAACUCACUGAGAAAUCAUUCCACGAUGCUCUCAUCAACUCAUCUCAAAAUGAAACCACCACCAGCAACAAUAGCAGUAACACUUCUCGUGAUUUGAAACCACCUUCUCCGGAUACUCCUGUUUCUGUUCUUCGUGAUAAUCAUGGUUUUCAGUUCAACUCCCGUGCCAUAUAUCAACCUCUGCAUGAUUUGGAUUCUUCUGCUACCAGUUUGUUGGCACAAGAUAUCUUCAAUGAUGCAGAUUCUGUUUCUCUAUUCAAGAGAGGGUUAGAGGAAGCUAGCAAGUUUCUUCCGGUGGAGCCUCGGAUCGUGACCGGUCUAGACUCUAAUGGACAACCGCUAAACAUGCUUGGAUUGAAGAAUCGAAAGCAUCAUGAUCGCGAAGAAGAAAGUGAUUCUAAGGAAGAGGGGAUGAGAAGUAACAAGCAAUCAGCAUUUAGUGUUGUUGAUGAGGAUAACAAUCAAGACCUAUCAGAAAUGUUUGAUAAAGUGUUGCUUAAUCUGGAACAUUUGCCAAUGUGUAAUGAAUACAAAGGGUUGCAGAAUGGAGGAGUGAAAGCGGAGAAGGAAGGCGAAAAGGAAAAGCCACCUUCAUCUAAUGGAGGAGGGAAGGGUCGUCCUAAGAAGCAAGGACGGAGCAAGGAAACGGUGGAUUUGAGGGCUCUUCUGCUUCUAUGCUCACAAGCUAUUUACACAAAUGACAACAGGGCUGCUAAUGAAUUUCUAAAGCAGAUUAGGGACCAUUCUUCUCCCUAUGGCGAUGCAUCGCAAAGAUUGGCUCAUUACUUCGCCAAUGGCCUUCAGGCGCGCUUGGGCGGUGAUGGAACCGGUGCGCAAAUAUUCUAUUCCUCUCCGAGCUCCAAGAGGAUCACUGCUGCUGAGUUUUUGAAAGCCUACCAAGCUCAUCUAUCUUGCAGCCCAUUCAAAAAGUUUGCAUAUUUCUUUGCAAAUAAGAUGAUCAUGAAAGAAGCUGCAAAAGCAAAAACUCUCCAUAUCAUUGAUUUUGGCAUCCUGUAUGGUUUCCAGUGGCCAAUUCUUAUUAAGUUCUUAUCAGAAAGAGAUGGUGGACCUCCCAAGUUGAAGAUCACAGGGAUAGAGUUCCCUUUACCUGGCUUUCGCCCCACAGAAAGAAUUGAUGAGACUGGUCGUCGUCUGGCCAACUAUUGCAAGCGUUUCAAUGUUCCCUUUGAGUACAAUGCCAUAGCAUCAAGGAACUGGGAAACGAUUCGAGUUGAAGACCUUAAAACUGAGGCCAAUGAGUUUGUUGCUGUGAACUGUAUGAUGAGGUUUGAGAAUUUACUGGAUGAGACUAUUGAAGAGAACUGUCCUAGAUAUGCUGUUCUGCGUUUGAUCAGGAAGAUCAAUCCAAAUAUUUUUACUCAGGCAAUCUCUAAUGGAUCUUUCAAUGCCCCUUUCUUUGUCACACGGUUUAGGGAGGCUUUGUUCCAUUUUUCUUCUAUUUAUGACAUGUGUGACACUGUCAUAUCCAGGGAUAACCAAUGGAGAAUGAUGAUUGAGAGAGAGUUUGUGGGUCGCGAGGCUAUGAAUGUGAUAGCAUGUGAAGGAUUGGAGAGGGUUGAGAGACCUGAGACAUACAAAAGGUGGCAGGUUAGGAAUACAAAGGCUGGUUUCAAGCAGCUACCAUUGAAUGAGAUUCUAAUGACCAAAUUUAGGACCAAGUUAAAGGAAUGGUACCAUAAAGACUUUGUCUUUGAUGAAGACAAUAACUGGAUGCUUCAAGGUUGGAAAGGCCGCAUUUUGUAUGCUUCCACUUGUUGGGUACCGGCUGGAUGAACUCAUACUAGGUUCUGGUAUCCCUUGUUACUUGAUUUUCACAUGUGUUGUGAUCUUCAAAGCCUUAAACCAAGUUACUCUAUUAAGUUAUAGCAUAACAACUUCUCUUGUAGAAUUGAGACUUGUGAGUGUAGUGCAAAUCUUUAAUGAUAAGGAGGGUAUAUUAGAGUAGGAAGGCCCUAAUAGCAUGUUUGAUAACAGGUUUUUGCAGGAUACUUUGUCUUUUGAGACAAAUUAGCUACUGAGUUGCAAAAUGUGACUAAUUUGAUAUGGUUGAAUCUGUUAUAGUUAGUUUUUCCGGUGAUAGCUCUUGGUUGUAUUUGUUCCUUCUUUGAAACUUUGUUUAAUGCAACUACUUCUGUGGAACUUUUGAUUUCCACUCAUAGCAUCUCAAUGUAAGAAUGACUUGUAAUUUGCUCCACCUGUGUGGUUGCACAAUCUUUGAUAUUUUUCAAGACUAUUUAAUGGAUUGAGUAUUGACCUUA
This is a messenger RNA of Lotus japonicus, 2732 nucleotides long. RefSeq names its product scarecrow-like protein 31. Gene Ontology annotation, molecular function: DNA-binding transcription factor activity; sequence-specific DNA binding. The record is from RefSeq and is a predicted model, not a curated record. The coding region runs from base 325 to 2247 and encodes 640 amino acids. The transcript is spliced from 2 exons. Gene Ontology annotation, biological process: regulation of DNA-templated transcription. Lineage: Eukaryota; Viridiplantae; Streptophyta; Magnoliopsida; Fabales; Fabaceae. Gene Ontology annotation, cellular component: nucleus.